AGUGACCGGCUUCUAAUCAAAGGAGGAAAAAUCGUCAACGAUGAUCAGUCAUUCUAUGCAGACAUUUACGUGGAGGACGGUUUAAUCAAGCAGAUCGGGGAGAGCCUGGUGGUCCCCAGCGGCGUGAGGACCAUCGACGCCUACGGGCAGCUGGUGAUGCCGGGGGGCAUCGACGUCCACACCAGGCUGCAGGCGCCCGCCAUGGGGAUGAGCUCGGCCGACGGCUUCUACCAGGGCACGAGGGCGGCCCUGGCGGGGGGCACCACCAUGAUCAUUGACCAUGUCUGCCCGGACACUGGGACCAGUCUCCUGGCUGCCUACGAGCAGUGGCGGGGCAGCGCCGACGGCCAGGCCUGCUGCGACUACGCGCUGCACAUCGACAUCCCGCGCUGGCACGAGAGCCUGAGGGAGGAGAUGGAAGCGCUGGUGAAGGACAAGGGUGUGAACUCGUUCCUGGUGUUCAUGGCGUACAAGGACAAGCUGCAGUGCAGCGAUGCCCAGAUGUACGAGAUCUUCUGCAUCAUCCGAGAGCUGGGCGCCAUUGCCCAAGUGCACGCUGAGAACGGAGACAUCAUCGAUGAGGAGCAGAAGAGGCUGCUGGAGCUGGGGAUUACGGGGCCGGAGGGACACGUCCUCAGCCGCCCCGAGGAGGUGGAGGCGGAGGCCGUGUACCGCGCCAUCACCAUCGCCAAGCAGGCCAACUGUCCCCUCUAUGUCACCAAGGUGAUGAGCCGGGCGGCGGCAGACGUGCUGGCCCAGGCCAAGAGGAAAGGCACGGUUGUGUACGGCGAGCCCAUCACCGCCAGCCUGGGCACCGACGGCUCGCACUACUGGAGCAAGAACUGGGCCAAAGCCGCCGCCUUCGUCACCUCCCCCCCGCUCAGCCCCGACCCCAGCACGCCGGACCACCUCACCUCGCUGCUGGCAUGCGGGGACCUGCAGGUGGCCGGCAGCGCCCACUGCACCUUCAGCACCGCGCAGAAGGCUGUGGGCAAGGACAACUUCACCCUCAUCCCCGAGGGCACCAACGGCAUCGAGGAGCGGAUGGCCAUCAUCUGGGAGAAGUGCGUGGUCCCUGGGAAGAUGGACGAGAACGACUUUGUGGCGGUGACCAGCACCAACGCUGCCAAGAUCUUCAACUGCUACCCCAGGAAGGGACGCGUCGCCGUGGGCUCCGACGCCGACCUGGUGCUGUGGAACCCCAAGGCCACCAAAAUCAUCUCGGCAAAAACCCACAAUCUGAACGUGGAGUACAACAUCUUUGAGGGCACCGAGUGCCACGGGGUCCCCACCGUGGUCAUCAGCCAAGGCAGAGUCGUCCUCGAGGACGGGAACCUCUCGGUCACCCAGGGCUCAGGACGCUUCGUUCCCAGAAAGACCUUCCCCGAUUUUGUGUAUAAAAGGAUAAAGGCAAGGAACAGG
This is a messenger RNA of Mesitornis unicolor (brown roatelo), 1422 nucleotides long. It is a transcript of the gene DPYSL4, whose product is annotated as dihydropyrimidinase-like 4. Gene Ontology annotation, cellular component: cytosol; cytoplasm. NCBI's taxonomy places the organism in Eukaryota, Metazoa, Chordata, Aves, Mesitornithiformes, Mesitornithidae. The transcript has 11 exons. The annotation marks the transcript as partial. Gene Ontology annotation, molecular function: hydrolase activity, acting on carbon-nitrogen (but not peptide) bonds, in cyclic amides. The record is from RefSeq and is a predicted model, not a curated record.